Planococcus citri (citrus mealybug) is the source of this 3584-nucleotide messenger RNA. RefSeq lists its product as uncharacterized. The record is from RefSeq and is a predicted model, not a curated record. The transcript is spliced from 2 exons. Lineage: Eukaryota; Metazoa; Arthropoda; Insecta; Hemiptera; Pseudococcidae. The coding region runs from base 349 to 1545 and encodes 398 amino acids.
AGGCAGUAAAUAAGUAUCUACCUACACGUUGUACGACUUAAAAUGACAGUCUAUAAUGAACAAUUACCUACCUUCUUCGUUAAAAAUUGAAAAAUGUCUUAUAAAAUUUUCAAUAUUUUUUUCUUACGCCAGCGCCAAUGAUGAGGGAAAGUCAAUACAUUUAUACGUACCUACUUUAUCUUUCUAACGAUAGCAUAAGUAAAUAAUUACCUACAGUACUUACGCACAUUUAGUACCAAAUACCUACAAUCAAAUCUUUUGGCAGAACAUUAAACGUAUAUUUUUACCAACUGCUGAAUUGUGCCACAAAAAACUUCUUUUUUCAGAAAUUUUCAAGCAACAUAAAAAAUGAACAUCAACCGCGACAUAGUCAGUGCUAUUUUAACCCACGGACAUGGCAAAAAAUCCUCAUUCGAAAUACUUGACUGGCGCAUCGAUGACAUCGCCGAGACAACCAGCAACAACUACACGACUCAAAUAUCUCGAUUAAUCAUACGUUAUCGAUCACCUGAAGAAGAUGAUUCUGUUCCAAAAGAAAAAAUCUGCUUCGUCAAAGUUCCUAUCGCUGGACCUCUUAACGACUUGAUAGUGUCGUCGGGUGGCUAUGAAAAAGAAACUCUCAUGUAUACCGAGGUAUUACCUCGAAUGUAUACCAUCGAGAAGGAAUUUUUUACGCCGAGACUGUAUUACUCUGACGAUAAAAUGUCGCUGGUGCUGAAAGAUUUAACGCAAUCUGGAUAUAAAUGUGCCGAUCGUGUACAAAAAUUAGAUGUUGAGCAUUGUAUCUAUGCUCUCAAAUGCCUGGCGAAAUUUCACGCUCUAUCUGUAAAACUAGAAACCACCAAUGGUCUUCCAGAAGUGGUUAAAUGCAAUGCUCACAGCAGUGCUACGGCUGAAAAGUUUAAUAUUUUUAUCACACAACAAAUGCCUCAGUUUAUCCAUUCAUUGCCUCAAGAUCUCAAAGAAAGAUAUCCAGGUGUGAUCACCUAUUUGAAAUAUUUGUCCAUCGAAACGGUAAUAAACGCUCUAAAUGAUUCUUCGUUUGAAAAGUUCAAUGUUCUAAAUCACGGCGAUUUAUCCAUCAAUAACAUUAUGUUCAAGUACGAUAAAUACGGAAUAGUUAGAAAAGCCAAGCUGAUCGAUUUUCAAUUUACUUCUUGGAAUAGUCCAGCUAAAGAUUUAACGUAUUUUUUUAUUACUUGCAUGGAGUUUGAAGAAUACGAGAGAUAUUUCCCUUUACUGCUCGGCAUUUAUUUGAACACACUGAAUAAAAUUUUGCACCAGCUAGAGUGCCCUACGUAUAAUAUGCAGAGUCUUCUCGAUGAAAUGAACACAAUACAUGCUUACGCGUGGUACAUAUUGAGCUGCUCGUUACCUUACCUAAUACGCGAUCCAAGUUGCUCCAUCGAUACCAAGUUUGAACAAGAACACUAUCGACACAUUUCAGUCAAGUGGUUUGAAUAUCUUGCUCGAAAAGGUGAGACGAUAUUUAACGAGUACGUAUAUAAAAUGUAUUGUAGGGGGCCAUCUCGUAACCUUUUCUAGAUUAAUCAGCAAACUCAUAACGUUUUGGAAAACUCGUAACUUUUUUAGGACGUAACUGCUAUGAGGUGCCAUAUGAAUCUACAAGGUGUGGGGAGUAUACUAGCAAAGUUUGAGCAGGGACGUGAGAUUGCUGUACAUACAAUUCCACUUUUGACUCAAUUUUUAAAUGAGUACAUUCCCUAAUUAGUGCAUGUUAACAUGUAUGAGGACAUGAGGAAAAGGUGUUUGUUGCCAAGAAUCUUUUUUUUUUGUUUUUUUUGUUGUGUUUUUUUUGGUGAUUUUGGUGGUUGAAGAUCUACUUCUCUUUCACAUGGUGUGGUCAAAAAUCGUCUAAAACAAAUUUUUGACUGCUCAAUUUCAAUUUAGAGUUGAUUAUACAGGUCUAAAUUUUUGUGUUUUACAACAUUAACAUUGAUUUUAUGGGAAAAGUAUGCAUCCAAGAAAAAAAAUGCAAGCAUGAAAAUUGUAGAGAAUAAUAUUUUCUUUCUGCUUAGAGCUGGUUAUUUUUCUGUAGGAUGCUUUGUUCAAAAGAUAUUUGCGAAAAACCAAGACGUAUGGGACUUGAAAAAAAAAGUUUUCCUGAAAAAUUGAUGUUUAUGCAAUAAGCAACUUUUCCACAGGGCCUCCAAAAAUGAAGUUAACGAAUAUAACGCGGACUAACAUCAAGUAUACAUAUGUGACCCCGCCUGACAAAAUCGACCAUUUCGACAAAAUUUCAAAAAAUGUUUUUUUUUUUUAAAAAUCUGAUCUUUCAACCCUUAAGAUUCAUUUUAAACAUCAUUAUUUUGAACACUUUUUUUGGUCGAAAUGGUCGAUUUUGUCAGGCGGGGUCACAUAUACUUGCUAUCAGGCCUAUGGGGCGACGCGUCGAGCGCAUGCACAGGCACAGCAACGAAGUUACAGAGGGUGCUUGAGAUUGUUGUUUAUAUGUACAAAACGUUAUGAGUUUGCCUGUAUGCGGCUAUACAUAAAUAGACCUAUAUGAAACUGUUAAGGAACAAUUCCUUAUAAAACAUUCGGUGGGGAAAUGAUUUUUUUUUAUAAACAGGUGCAUAAUGCAUAGAAUGAACACUUGUCUCAUUUUUUUUCAAUCCUUAGCUUGCUCAAAUAAUGGAAUAUUACAACAAAAGAACCAAGAAAUCUUUAAUUAUUCACGAUUUUUCUUAUUUGUAGGCCCUAUUUUAUCCACAUUAAGUAAAUUAUGAAUACGCCAUAACGUGAGUAAUGACAAAAUUCCAUAGGUAGGUAUUUGUAAGCUAAGAAUCCAUGCACAAACUGAAUAAGAUAACUGAUGUGUAUUUAUUUAAUUUCAGCAUAGAUAACUUAUCUCCAAAUUACGUUAAUUAUCGAACACGAUUUUUGGCGAUUUUUAAUCUCAACUCUUUGCCCAUGCAUGACAUGAAGUCAAAGCUAAUACACACGUCCCUAGCCUAUGUCUAUCUUCCAAGAAUAACAUAAGUCACAUACAUUUUGGUGUCUGUAGGUUGCUCAUCGACUGUCAAUUAAUACGCGUGAAAAAGUAAGUUAUCAUCAGAAUUAUUUAAAAUUAAGGCAUUCAUUUCAUUUUUUUUUUUAAAUUCCGUGAUUAUAUAAAAGUAUCCAUAAAUAGCUCAAGUUCUGAAGAAUCCUAUACCAAAUAACUUUUGAACAUCAAAAAGUACAUUCAGUGAAGAUGUAAAAAUAUUUAAAAAUUACAGAUAGGGUGCACUAAAAAUCCUUAAAAUUUGAUGUUUCACGCGACAAUUAUUGAUCAGGUGAAUGAAUAGGUAGAAGUACUAAUAUUUUUGAUUAGUUCCAAUAAUUUUGAACCGUUUCUAGUGACACUGAAUUCCUUCGGGAAUAAAAUUUUUACUUGACAAGACGAUAUUAAAACCGAUAUGUGUACCUAAUACUUUGAUUUUAUCACCAGAUGAUAAGCUUUAAGUAGGUUGACUAAAUUAUAUUUUUCAAAUCUAUAAAUUGUACCUAUAUAAUUGCUUUGUAUAUCGCACGACGUUUGGACAUAUUUUCAAAUUAAAAUUCCUAUGAAAUUAUGCGAA